CUCUCUCUCUCUCUCUCUCUCUCUCUCUCUCCCUCUCUCUCUCUCUCUCUCUUUUUCUCUCCCACUUUCUCGAUUUGAUCGCAUCCUCCGCGUAAUCGAGGAGGCUCGAGUUUUCCACGGCGUUCAAUAAAUUCGUGACAUAGGAAGGAAGAAAGUGAAACUGGAUCGUGCAGAUCGCGAUCGUGAUCGAGGCCGGUCGCCUAGUUCCGGCGGAAUACCGACUUCAAAGCACGAUAAGGGGACCGGGCGGCUACUGGAAGUGGAGAACGUAUGGUUGCGUAAGUUCAGGAAGAAGCUGGCGCUGCGAGAUAAACGACGAAGAAAGAAACUUUCUUCGCGGAUGAGAUCGAAGCUCUGUGGAAAGAAGUAGAAGACGAGAGAGAAAGAGAGAGAGAGAGAGAGAGAGAGAGAGAGAGAGAGAGAGAGAGAGAGAAAGAGAGACAGAAUAGAGGAACGCUGAAGAAAGAAGAGAAGGUUUUCUACAAUCGCGAGGGAGGCUGUACAACGAAAGAGGGUAAUUAAUAGGAACGGUUGUACCAAGGGAAAUUGAGAAAAACUGUAAACUCUUGUCUAGAGGAAAGACAGGAGGCUGGCGGGAAAAGACGAUGCCAUUGAUCAUCUGAUCGUUCCUUUCGCGACGAAAGCCGAUCGUAGAGCUUGAUCCGACCAAGGGCGACCUUGAACAAGAUGGUCACGAGGGCGCUGCUAUUACUCUCGCUGGUCCUCCUCGGUGCCUUCGACGCGCCUGGCAUCGAGAGAGCCCACGUCCGGCACUUGGCGAUGGCCGGUAACGCCUGCAACGCCUGCAGGAUGCACGAGGAGCUUCGCGCGCUCAGUUUAGAAGCGAUCAAGGAGCAGAUCCUGAACAAGCUCGGCCUGAAGCAGGCGCCGAACAUGACGGGCCGGGCUCUGCCGAGGAUCCCGCCGAUCUCGAAGCUGAUGGACAUGUACGGGAUGCAGGCCGACCAGCCGCAGCCUCUCGAGCCCGGUAUCACGCACCACGAGGAGGUCGACGAAUACGCCGCGAAGACGGAGAGUGUCUUUGCCUUGGCGCAGCCCCAUCAGAGGCUAAGGCACUCGAAGGGCAGCCUGGACGUGCUGUACUUCAAGUUCUCCGAUAAGGUCGUCCAGCAUCGCGUCACCAGGGCAGAGCUGUCUCUGUGGAUAUGGGGCCUUAAUCAGGAAGCGACGGAGCUCGGCGAGUCGAUCGAUCUGGACAGCCAGGACGCCGGUCCGGUGACGAUCACGUUGCAGAGGAUCCUUCGGGGCGCCACCGAGACGGGCGGGCCCCUUCUGGGCCCACCUCUGACCACGAAGCACCCUCGGCCGUUUGGACGGCGGGGUGGCUGGAUCACGAUCGAGCUCAGACGAAUGGUGGCGGAGUGGUUCAAGCACCCGAGGGAUAAUCUGGGGGUCGCCCUGAAGAUCAUCGGGCCCGGCAGCAAUCAUCGCAGGAACUCGGCCCGCCUGGUCGAGACCAAUCCCGGCGCGGAGUACGCUCCAUAUCUCGAGGUGCAGAUGCAGGAACUCGAUUUGCGACGGAGCUCCAGGAUCAAGAGGAACGUGGGACUCAAUUGCGACGAGGCCAGCCAGGAGACCAGGUGUUGCCGAUACAAGCUCACGGUGGACUUUGAGAAGUUCGGCUGGGAUUGGAUAAUCGCACCCAAGAAAUACGAUGCCAAUUACUGCUCGGGCGACUGUCCGAUGGCUUUCCUUCCGGCCUAUCCAAACACGCAUAUCGUCAGCCUGGCGGAACCGCCGAACAACACCGGGCCGUGCUGCGCACCUAGGAAACUGUCCGAAAUCACAAUGUUGUAUUUCGACAACGAGUACCAGAUCGUGUUCUCGCGGUUGCCGGGUAUGGUCGUCGAGAAAUGCGGGUGCUCAUAGUCCACCUUCGUUUCUGGCAGAACGAAUGAGACGUGGGCGGCGCCGAGAGUUCCGCACGGAUACCGCGAUGCUCUCCCGAUGAUCCUCGUCAUUGUUCUCGUCAAUCGUCGUCGAUUGUCGCCGUCGUGUUCACGGCGAUUCCUCAUCCGAUAGACUGAAAGUGCCUUGUUCGGAGAGUGAUUGCGUGAUGCGGAUCUCUUUGGAGCGCGGAGGAAGAACCGCAAAGUGCGCGGGUAGGCGAUGUGUGGUGAUUCGCGAGGGUCCCCUCAAAGACUGUGCUGGAUGCCAAGGGAAGUCCAAAGAGGGACUCGCGCCGUGUCAGAGGCACCUCAACGGUGGUCCAUGGUCCAUGGCAAGGCGGAUAGUUCCUAGAGUCACGGUAUUAUUUUUAAGAUGCCGAUACGUUUGCACUUGAUCCACAAUCCCGAUCACGGCCGCGGAAUUACGAUUCCCUCAAACGCGAAUUUCUUAUUCCUGUCCCAAGUCAAGGAAGGUAGUAGAGUGGGAUAUUUAUAACGCUUGUAGUUAUUACGCAAGCGUUGUAUUCGCAGAAGCUAUGACAUGGUUUUGCCAACAAGCGGCGUAAAACUUUGUUGAAAUUUUCACUAUUGCGUCGCGGCUCGCGCGCAGAUUAGGAAGGAUGCAAUGUGGCCGUUUCGCGUGCCUAAUUGUGUUCACGAGAUGCGUCGUUUUUAUCUCUCGCUAUUUCUUUACGUUGUACGAACGAAAUGCGUUGUUACUAAAACGAAGGCCGUCGAUAAUCGGUGGAAACGUGUUGGCCAACAGAUCUCGGUGUACAGUAAAAUCGUUGUUUUUUUUUCUAAUGGUUUUUUUUCCUCUCUCCUUCCUCGUCUUUCUACAAUAUAUUAUAUAUAGAAAUAUUUCUGUCAUUACGAUCGUUUUUUUUAGCGAAUUGUGAGAGUGCAUGUGCGAGAGAGCGUGUCGAAUUAUGUAAAUAAGUCGUAGCAGGCAAGAAUGUGGUGUUGCUCCGCUGACACUCCCACGUCCUGGGAGGAACCAACGAGGAUGUUACUCGUUUUAGUGGCGGAGAACCUCAGCCCUCCUAGUUUUUCUAACGCGAGCACGGCUCUAAGUAAGUUGUAAUUAUACGGCGCCAAUAUCCGGCUAAUCGCGCUCGGGACUUUUUAUAUCGCGGCAAUAUUGGAAAGUUCACAUCCACGUUCCCGUCAUUCGUCACGCCCGCGGAACGAGUGUCGAGCGUUUAUUUCUAGAUAAAUAAAUAUUAUUCGCGCGAACGAAUGCGCGACGCGGGCCUGAUUUUCGUAGCUUUCUUCGUAACUUACGGUAUUAAUAGCUGCAUUUUAGCUGCGUCGGGUGCACUCGUCAAGAAGGGACGACGACUUUUUUUGGAACGUGUCCCUUCCUAUUCCACGCGUUGUACAAUCUACCCAAAAAAAAGAGAGAGAGAGAGAGAUUGACAAGCGUCUUUAGGCAAAAUUAUUCUAGGGGUAUCUCGACAAGCGCUCUUAUUAGUUUUUAUAGACUCAUUAGGUUCCGUCCCUGAUCCUCGGGCAUAAUCGCUAUUAAUCACCACGGUGACAGAGAGGAUCAGUGCCGUAAUUAUGUAUAGACGUAUCCCCGACGCUUCAACAAUUCCACUUAUGUGUAGCGAUUGAAACCAAUAUAAUUUCGAUAAGUUCAGACCUCCGCGGUGAAUCGAAAAGCGGGAAACGACCGUUUUUAAUAAAUAGGGUAUCGUUCCUCUGACAACCCGGGUAACAUCGGGAAUUGAACUUGUUGAGAUUCUACCGAUUUCAAUCCCUCGUUGUAUAGCGAUCUUCAAAAUCCGGGAACAUACUUGAAACUUCUCAUGUUAUCAGAGCUAACACUUAACUCCACAUUUUCCCCUCGGCUUCGAGUCAAGUGCACUGUAGCUACAUUUUGUAAAAUAGUAUACGAUAUACGAUGGACUUGCGCGCACCGUCCCUAAACUUCAUGUGAUUGUAAAGGAAAAAAGUCACACGCGACACACCGCACACAAAAUACAAACACACACAUUAACACGCACGUGCUCGCCCGCGCACACACAUGCACACACCCACACCCACACACAUACACACACACACAUACACACACGCACGCACACGCACACACACACGAGUUUAUAAAGAAAACUUUGCGAUUUUUAUAAAGCGAUCAUUUAGAACGUAAGAGAGAAAGCUCCUUGAAAAAUCGAUUCUUUUAUAAUUCCUCUUCCUCCCCUCCUGUCAAGCUGUCCUUGUCUCUUCUCCGGCCAUUCCUUUUACUCCUUCGUAUCUAUUACACUUCCCAUUUUCAGUUUUGUUUGUCUCAGUGUAUCAAUAAUUAAAAAGAUAAGGGAUUUGCUUAUCCCCCGCUCCCCAGAUAGCGAACGAGGACGGCAGAAAAAUGCAUACUUAUAUGUAUAAUGUGUACUUCCUAGGUAGGCACACAGCGCAUAGAUAGAAAAAUAUUUAUUCCAUAAAUAAAUGGUUUUUCGAUGAG
Molecule: messenger RNA, 4374 nt
Organism: Vollenhovia emeryi
Lineage: Eukaryota; Metazoa; Arthropoda; Insecta; Hymenoptera; Formicidae
Product: growth/differentiation factor 11
Exons: 3
Coding region: 688-1890 (400 amino acids)
Biological process (GO): SMAD protein signal transduction
Cellular component (GO): extracellular region
Molecular function (GO): growth factor activity; cytokine activity
Source: RefSeq, a predicted model, not a curated record